Messenger RNA from Adineta ricciae, 747 nucleotides. The record is from the annotation of a GenBank genome assembly. Lineage: Eukaryota; Metazoa; Rotifera; Eurotatoria; Adinetida; Adinetidae.
AUGUUAUGGCAUGACGAACCGUAUCCAGUACCCUCAUCAUUCAAUUCAUUACACUUUAAUUGGACAUUAUCGUAUCGUUUCGAUUCAGAAGUAAGUGUUGGAUCAUAUGGAAUUGCGUAUCAACUAAAUGUACCGAUGGACGAAAACUUAUAUCGGAAAUGGAUCGACGAAAAUUACAGAAAUCGUCGCAAUGAAGCAACUUGGUUUGUUAGCAACUGCGGUUCGAAGGAACGUCUUCGAUACUACAGUCAAUUGAAGAAUCACUUUUCAAUAUCAGCCUACGGUCGUUGUAUAUUAAAUGAAAAGAAUACUACUCGAAAUUGCACUCGUAGCUCUCACUGUGAAUUAAAUCGCUUGGUAACAUCAAAAUUUUACUUAGCAUUUGAAUCGAAAACGACGCGAAUAAGUUACAUAACCGAAAAGUUUUGGCGAACCUUUACUCAUGGUGCUAUACCCGUUGUACUCGGUCCUAAACGUCAGGAUUACGAACGAAUAGCACCGCCAAAUUCAUUUAUCUAUGCAAAAGAUUAUGCCAAUCCAGAAGCAUUAGCGAAAUAUCUACAUACGGUUGCAACGAAUCCGCGUGAAUAUGAAAAAUAUCAUCGAUGGAGAAGGAACUAUGCCACACAAUACAGUGCUUCCGUUGUGGAAUCCUUUCGCUUUUGCGAACUGUGUUACAAACUAAAUACUAAUACGGAUCGUGUCUGGUAUACUGAUAUACAUAAAUAUUUUUUAGAAGAAGAAUAA